AGGGACAGGGGGGGGAGGGGCGAGGGAGAGAGGCAGACAGGCAGCAGUAGACAGAUGGAGCCGUGUUUGUUUUCAAGUGACCGGCCGCUGCUGCUCAGUAAGUAUACAGCCACUGCGGCUCACAACGGGACCCUGUCAACGGACCCUCUCCCACCGCCUCCUCCUCAUCCUCGCUGCUCGCUGACGUGUGCUGUGGGAGACAGACUGAAGACUCCCUGGGCUCCGCUUCUAUGAGGAGGACAUUUCUUGCUCUGGACUAUUAUUAGACACCUGCAAGUCGUAGGUGGACUCGAUGCAGCAGGCGGGAGACUUCAAUAUAAGUAAAAAAAAAAAAACAGCCCCGUCGGGUCUCGGUACUGGCCGAGUCUGUCUGGAUCGAUAUGUUCUGCGGUUGUGCUACUUGAGGCCUGCGGGUCUUGUCUGGAGGAUGUGAGACUCUAGACAAGGUAUAACACCCCUCUCCCCCCCCCCACCCCAACCCACCACCGCCAGCUGGUGCAUUAGAGCCAACAGAGACUGGUCCAGGGGUGGGGGGGCGUGCAGAAGAGCAGUACAGGUGGUGAGGGGAAUGGGCCCGGCUUGGAUGCAGGAGAAGAGCGACCGGCAGCCAGAGGAGAGGCCAGGAGAGAUGGAGAGCUACCGCAGCCUGCUGCAGGCCGGCUCCCAGCUUCAGGACACUCUGCAGCAGGUCACUGUUCCUGUGCAGCUUACGGAGGUGGUCGGCUACAUCGAGAAACAGGUUGCAUACUUGUCAGGGGGUCGUGGGGAAGACUCCAGCGUCAUUAUAACCCUCCCAGAAUGCUCUGCGUUUAGCGACAUCCCAGAGGAGUCUCUGGCCAAAGUCCUGACCUACCUCACUCUCAUACCUCGAACAAGGCAGCCAGGAGUAAAGUUUAUCAUCAUUUUAGACCGAAGACUGGACACUUGGGGAUCAAUCAAAACUGCUCUUGGCAGAAUAGCGGCUUCCUUCCCUGGCAACCUCCACCUGGUGCUGGUGCUGCGCCCCACCAGCUUCUUCCAGCGCACCGUCACCGACCUGGGCUUCCGCUUCAGCCAGGAGGAUUUCAUGCUGAAGAUGCCAGUAGUGAUGCUGAGCUCGGUCACAGACUUGCUACGCUACAUCGAUGAGAACCAACUGACCUCUGAGUUUGGUGGCACGUUAGACUAUUGCCAUAGCGAUUGGAUCGUCCUACGAACGGCGAUAGAAAGCUUUGCAGUGACAGUGAAGGACAUCGCCCAGAUGUUGCAGUCCUUCGGAACCGAUCUGGCCGAGACGGAGCUCACGGAUGAGGGAGGGGCGAUUGAAUGCCUCCUGAAGGCUCACACCGACAAGUACAGGAACCUCAAGGAGGCCAUCAGGUCAGUGUCCAAGGAAGGCCGCCACCUUCUGUCCAUUCUGGAGAGCUCUGGGAACGAGGAGGACUGCCACUGGGACGUGAGACUGGACUGGGACACAGUGCAGAGGCAAGGGUUCAGGCUCCUCUCCCAGCUCCGGGACAUGGAGUCCGCCUUCGACGGCUUCUUUGAGAAGCACCACCUCAAGCUGCUGCAGUGCAUCCAGCUGCUCAGAUAUGAGAAGAGCUUUCAAGAGAUGGAGAAGAGUCUGCAGGGCCUGACGUCUCAGGAGAAGGAGCUGUCUUCAUCAGCGGAGACGCUGGCUCAGGCAGAGCAGGCUCUCAAAGAGCUGGAGAGUCUGGAUUCACAGGCCCAGGAGGUGAUGGGCGGCGCCCAGAUCGUCAUCCUGCACGGCCACCAGCUGGCGGCCAGCCACCACUACGCCCUGGCGCUCAUCGUGCAGCGCUGCAACGAGCUGCGCCACCACUGUGACACACUAAGCUCCGCCCUCAAGGCCAAGCAGACACGCCUCCUCUGCACACACCAGCUGCUGCUGAGCUUCGGCCAGGCCCAGACGUGGUGUGACGACGGGGCCUACCUGCUGGCCAACCAGCUGGUGGAGCGCUUCCAGUCCAAGGAAGGGGCGCUGGCCGCUCUGAGGGACAUCGAGAGGUUCCUGGAGGGGGCCCCGUCCAUGCUGAGCUCGGGGCCCGAGGCCCUGCUGCAGGAGUACGAGGCGGUCCUCACGCCACAGCUGCAGAGUCAGAUGCUGAAGACGUUUGAGAAGCACGGGACGGUGCAGCUCAUGAUCCAGAACCGCCAGGCCUGCCUGAGGAAGCUGGCGGACAAACACGUCCGGCCGGUGCAGCUGGUGGUGCCCAGGCCCGACAACAACGCGCCCCGCUGCAAGUCCCCCCUGUUCUCCCCCAAGCACGGCGAUGGCUUGAAGUUCACUUUUGACCUGUCUCUGCCCGGAAAGAAAACGUCACGGAAAACCUCCAGCAGUAGAAAGAUUGAGGUGAUGCACGACUACCAGGAGAACCGGAGCUGUGUGUCCUACACUCUGGACGGAGAGGAGAGCCCCGACCUGCUGAAGCGCCAUGUGCUGAGGGAACUGAUUGAGACGGAGAGGGUCUAUGUGGAGGAACUCCUAUCAGUCCUACUGGGUUACCGGGCAGAAAUGGACAAUCCCUCCCUGUGGGAUCUCUUGCCCCCAAUCCUACGCAGCAAGAGAGACAUCCUGUUUGGCAACAUGCCAGAGAUAUACAAUUUCCACAGCAGGGUGUUCCUUCAGGACCUGGAGGGUUGCAUAGACACCCCUGAGAGGGUAGGAGCCUGCUUCCUGGAGCAGAAAGAAAACUUCCAGAUGUAUGAGUGUUUCUGUCAGAAUAAGCUGCGUUCUGAGGCACUAUGGCGGCAGUUCUCAGACUGUGCCUUCUUCCAGGAGUGUCAAAAGAAACUGGAGCACAAACUUGGCUUGGACUCGUAUCUGUUGAAGCCCGUCCAACGCAUUACCAAAUACCAGCUGCUACUAAAGGAGUUAUUAAAGUGCAGUACAGGCAGUGAGGAUACGUCUGAACUGCAGGGGGCGCUAGCAGCCAUGCUGGAGCUGCUUAAGUCAGUGAACGACUCCAUGCACCAGAUAGCCAUCACAGGCUACGAGGGGGAGCUGUGUGAGCUGGGCCGCGUGCUGAUGCAGGGCUCCUUUAGCGUGUGGAUCAGCCACAAGAAGGGGCCCACGCGCAUGAAGGAGCUGGCUCGCUUCAAGCCCAUGCAGCGGCACCUCUUCCUGUACGAGAGGGCCCUGCUGUUCUGCAAGCGCCGCGAGGAGCACGGCGAGGGCUGCGACAAGACGCCCUCCUACAGCUUCAAGCACUGCCUCAAGAUGUCUGCGGUGGGAAUAACGGAGAACGUCAAGGGAGACGUGAAGAAGUUUGAGAUCUGGUACAGCGGCAGGGAGGAGGUGUACGUUAUUCAGGCCCCCACCGUGGAGGUGAAGAUGACCUGGCUGAACGAGCUGAGGAGAAUCCUCACCAGCCAACAGAAGCUGCUCAAAGAUGAAGCGUAUCAACACAGCCAGCUGGUAGAGCACGUUCCUCUCUCCCCGCUCCACCACGAGAGCAAACAGCAGAGGGCAUCAGUGAGCUCGGAGGACACCGAGUCGGGGCGGAGCAGUCCUGACCCACAGCCCCACUCCCCUCAGCCGCAGCAUAACCGCCGGAGUUGGCCUGGCGCGCCCCACUCAGUAGUCAUCUGUGAGGGUCUGGAGGAAUGGUCUGGGGGCCAGGACCACACCCACCCGUCGGACACAGACGAUGAGGUCAUCGCCCUGUCUCCCGGCAGAUACAGGGCUCUGGACGACUGUCUGAGGAACGGAGCCGACAACGUGUCCAUCAAGUGUGGCGACGUCAUUCACCUGCAGCAUGUUGACAGCCAAGGCCUGUGGCUGGUUAAGAACCUGAGCCGACGUCAGGAGGGCGUGGUCCCUUCGUCCAGCCUCCAGCUGAUUCUGGGACACAGCAAUCGAGGUCACUCCUCCAGACCUGGAGACCCAGGGAAUCUGAAGGUCAGGAAGCUCAGCUCUCCAUAAAAGCAGAAAAGAAAAGCACAGAAUAAACCUGCGGUGAUAUUGAUCUUAUGGACACAUGCCGGACAGACUGAACCACAGAUGUCUGGUAAAUCAAUAUCGACUAACUUUUCUCCUCCCGACUUUGGCUGAUGACUGUACCCAGGUCGCUUCCAUCAUUAAAGAGAAUACCCAAGGACUCUGUAUGGAUUAAAAAAACACGUUCAAGUAGAUACUUUUUUUAAUAAUCCUUUUUCCUUUGAGGACCCUUUUGAAUGUUGAAUGUUCACCAUAUUUUGGACAGAAAGUGAAAAACCGGGGCGUCAGCACAAAUGCAACAGGACUUUAAUCGCCUUUUGAAGAAUAAGCCCCUUUUCUGGAUGCUCCCGUUUUCGGUCUGGAAAAACACUUUGAGACGGUUUAGAUUAACGGACACUGUAGACCCCCGGGGCCACUGUGGCCGAACUGUGACCCCCUUUCUUCGUUAGGACUGGACAACAAUCCAAUCAAAAAUAACUUCCAACAAAUAAAUUAAUUUGUGUGUCAUUGCUUGUGUUGAGCAUGCCACGGCGUCUAUCAAGUGGAUACAAACAGGCUUUGUGUCAAAGUGUUUCUUUUAAAAAAAGAAAGUCAUUUUUAACAUGAACUUUUGUUUUUUAAUAACAUGUCUUUGAUUUCUUACAUUUUUCAUUUUUUUUUCUCUCAAGGCACUUUCUACCACGCUCCCUAAGAGUUAGAUUGCCAAACUGUGCCGUGCCAUAAUGCCUCUUUUUAAAUCACCGCUUGUGUGAAGUCUCUGUCUCUGUCUCUGUCUCUCUUUCUCUCUGUCUAUCUCCUUUCUGCUCUCUCAUUUCUCCUCUCUCUGUCUCUCCGUCUCACUCACACUCUCUCUUCCUCUUUCUCUUGCUCCUCCUGUUUCAACUUGACCUUGCACAUAUUCAACAAGGCACUUUAAACAAAGGUACGAAACAAAAGGAGCACAUGUGUGCGUGAGUGUGUGUCGAAUGAUGACCCUGUUCCCCGCGUGGCUUCAGGAAGCACAGAGCUGUAUAUCCCUCCCCAGUGUCCUUCUCGUUGAUGCUGUCAUUUCUGUCAUGUCCCCUGCCUGGGAUGCAUAAUGUUUCAUUACUGGAAGACAGGUGAGACGCACUGGUGGCACUUGACGGGCCGCUGGUGACAGCCUCAGACGAAUCAUAGGAGGAGGAUGAUGAAGACGGACAGGAAAGCGAUUCCACGGCGCGGUGGAGUGUGUGUUUAAGCGUGUGCACACGUGUUACGUUAGAGAUAGGGGCGGAUCCCAGCACAGGGAAACACACACACUGUCAUCCUCCCCUGGAUUGCAUGUGGUCCCUGUUGGCUUCUCCUGCCUGUCAGUCCCGACUACACAGGGGAGAAGAGGUAGAAUUCGAGCAGAGAGAGCGAGCGAAAGAGGGCGGGGUAGUGGUGAGUAUAAUGCUGUCAGUGUGUAAGCUCUCUAUGGAUUGUUUACUCUUCCCCCAUUACAGCACAUUUAAACCUGGAUGCCCAUUAAACAACGGGAUCGUACUGCAAAUACCAAAUGCACCACACUGAGUCUUGCGCUUAAUUAAAUAUUGAUUGCAGACUUGUAUGAAUUUACCACAUCCAAUUGGGCCCCCAGUCGGGGGGGCCCGCCUUUGAUAUGCAACGUUUGAUGUGGAAAUGAGCCAGGAAGCCGGCGAUGGGGGACGCAUUGUGCUACACCCUGUGUUGUUUCAUUAUAUAUUUCGCUGUCACUGUGUUUCUGCACAGUGUGGGGCAUCCAUGUAGUGUGUCUCAAUGCAACCCCGUCUCUCUCUGUAAGGUAAUGAAGGCAAGAGGCUCAACCCUCUUCUCCCCCCGCCCCCCCCCACACCUCCCAAGCUUUUUCAUUUCUUGUUCGGUGCCGAGGGGGGGGCUGGGGGAGUCCUCACAGGACAGGUUUUUGUCAGAACUAAUAUCAAUCCAAAAAUGCUGCAGACUUUGCACUUAUUUCCGCAUAUUGGAAACUGAAUAUUUGCUUGAAUUAUUGUGUGUGUGUGUGUGUGUGUGUGUGCGUGUGUGCUCCAUGACAAGCCUAGUGUUUGCUUGUUGCUGCUGAACCUUUCUGUUUAAACCGCAUGGCAGCUGUAGAACAGAGCAGUAUUGUCAAUUCAUCCAGUCCUCCUUGACUGGUGAUCUUAUGAUUAGCUCCCAUAUUGUACAAACGUUUAACUAUUUAUUCACAUCGCUAUGGUUUGUUUUCAUGAUGUAAAAACAUGCCACCCUGAACAGAAAGGAAAGUAUUUAUUAAAAAAGCUGUGCCGUUUUUAUUUUCAU
This is a messenger RNA of Gadus morhua (Atlantic cod), 6217 nucleotides long. It is a transcript of the gene mcf2a, whose product is annotated as MCF.2 cell line derived transforming sequence a. NCBI's taxonomy places the organism in Eukaryota, Metazoa, Chordata, Actinopteri, Gadiformes, Gadidae. Gene Ontology annotation, cellular component: cytoplasm. The record is from RefSeq and is a predicted model, not a curated record. Gene Ontology annotation, biological process: intracellular signal transduction; dendrite development. The transcript is spliced from 30 exons. The coding region runs from base 569 to 3925 and encodes 1118 amino acids. Gene Ontology annotation, molecular function: protein binding; guanyl-nucleotide exchange factor activity.